Messenger RNA from Dunckerocampus dactyliophorus (ringed pipefish), 3764 nucleotides. It is a transcript of the gene c1qtnf12, whose product is annotated as C1q and TNF related 12. The transcript has 8 exons. Gene Ontology annotation, molecular function: hormone activity. The record is from RefSeq and is a predicted model, not a curated record. Lineage: Eukaryota; Metazoa; Chordata; Actinopteri; Syngnathiformes; Syngnathidae. The coding region runs from base 613 to 1575 and encodes 320 amino acids.
CUCCGACGCACUGAGCUCAGCAACACAACUCGCUGCUGGUGUCUCAUGUCAAACAGAUGUGAGUUUGCUGGGGAGGGGCGCAACCUUCAGCGAACCACAACUUCUACACCUGAGCAGCACAAAGACCCUGAGGUAGCACGGAUGAAUAUUCAAGAGGAAGAGACUGGGAAGCAGAACUUUGCAUAUACUCAAAGACGUGAUCUUUUUUUGUUGGCAGACUUUAGACUUUUAGCCACUGCAUCACUGUGCAGUGAGAAGAAACGUUGUGGACGCCCCUCCUCUCUACUUCUUUUGGUGCACCCCCCCACUUGCCUCCUACCUCCCAUCUUCCAGCUCACCCCCCAACAGAGCAGAAAGCGUGAAAAAUCUCACUAAUGGGUUUAUUUGCUGUCAGAUCCGGGCCCAUGUGUCAUUCCCUCGGAGCAUUCUGCUUGAAACAUUUCAUAGUUGAGUAACCAGGAGGGCGAAGAGGGGAGAGAGUGGAGGUGUGGGGGGGCUCAGCUGCAGUUAGUGACUGUCUCUCAGAGUUGCUGCAUUCUUCUCGGCUCGGUGGCUCGUGAGCAUCCUCCCAACAGAGAGUCCCGUCAGGAACCCGUGCAUACGAGUCUGGAGAUGUGGUGUGGGACCGCUCCGCUGGCUGUGGUGCUGGCGGUGUUGUGGACGUACUGUGUCCUGGAUGCAGUGGAAGCCAAGAAGGAGAGGAGGAGGCCGAAAGAGACCCCGCCGCAACACACCGAGACCUACAACGUGACUCUGUCUAACAGUGAAGAAGAGUCCGGAAUCCUGAAGGUUUCCGACCAGCAGAGAGUGGAUCCACUGGGAUCAUGGAUGGACUUUGUCAAAAGACCUGUAGGCAACUUCCCGGCCAAGUGUCGCAAACGGAAAAGACCUCUGCCGGGUCCAGCUGGUCCCCCGGGUCCUCCAGGCCCACAAGGCCCACCCGGCUCACCUGGAGCUGAGGUGACCCAGGAAGUUCUUCUGCAGGAAUUCAAAGAGAUGAUCAAAGAGGCCACAGAGAGACGGACCGCGUCCCUCGAAAGACAAACCGCGUCCAGCCAGCCGGCCGUUCCUCUCCUCACGCUGCAGGAGAACUUGACCUCCUACCGGCGAAUCCAGGAAGCCUUCCACUGCAAGCUCAAAGGACCUGUGGUCGUCGACAAGAAGACUCUGAUGGAGCUCCAGAAUUUCCAAACACCCCCAGCUAAGGGAGCCUUCCUCAGAGGGUCCGGCAUGGAUCAGUCCACCGGGAGAUUCACUGCCCUCGUCUCAGGGAUCUACCAGUUCUCUGCCAACGUCCACAUUGAUCACAGCGAGGUGAAGAGAAGCAAGAGUCAACUCAAGGCCAGAGACAACAUUCGAGUUCUCAUCUGCAUUGAGUCGCUGUGCCACAGAUACACCUCGUUGGAGAUGAUUGUGGGCUUGGAGAGCAACAGCAGGACCUUCAGCGUGAGCGUUCAAGGACUCCUGGAGCUCCAGGCCGGCCAGUACACCUCCAUCUUCGUGGACAACGCCGCCAGCGCCGCCAUCACGAUCCAGAACGGCUCCGACUUUACGGGCAUGCUCCUGGGCGUGUAGCGUGACGCUGCGGCCGUUGUCGCCGCCACCUAAUGAACUGCUGCGCCGAGCGCGGCCAAGCGAGUCCGAGCUGAAGGGGGCGGAGCUUAAGCGAGUUUAUUUUGGACAAACUCUGAGCGGCAAAACGAGACAUGAUUGCCACGCUUGUACUCCACGUAGAACAUAGAAGCAUAUGUACAGUACGUAUGAUUCAUACCGUGUACAUUUCUUUACACAGCAUCACUUUAUAGCCACCGGUUGUCAUGGCAACAUGCUCCAAAGUCAUACAUAUACUGUACAUACAUAUCACUGUUCUAUCCUGCCUUGUAAAUGAUCAUAACUUGUUAGCACUGUAUUUUGUUGUGAUAUUUAUGUAUGAAUCUUGCAGUAUGUAUGCUAUUUGACCAAAUAAAAUGAUUUUUUUGUGACUUUUGUUAUAAAUUAUAACAUUCUUAACUCGCAUACAAGUGUAAAAAGAAGUUAACUGCUGCUAAUACUAAUUUAAUACAAAUAGUCUUUUCCAGGGUCAAACUGUAGCCAUCAUAAAAGAUUUAUUAAGUGUACAGGCAAUGUUUUAAGUCACAUUUCUGACAUUUUUUCCUGUCAUACAAGUGUAAAAAGAAGUUAAUCACUCUUGAUAAUAAUGUAAAUACAAAUAGUCAGUUCCAAGGUCAAGCUGUGGCCAUCAUAAAAGCUUUAUUAAGUGUACAGGCAAUUCUUAACUGUUAUACAAGAACAGGAAAUCAAAAAAUGUGUUUGAAAACUGUUCACUGAAACGAAAAAUAAAGUGAAACUAUUCAUACCGGCCUUAGGAAGACGCUGCAGAGCGAUACUGUCCCCUAGUGGCCUUUUACAGGUGGCGCUGGACUGAAGUGUUGCAUUGUGUAUUUUUGUUUUGUUUUAAUUGGUCUUGGUCCUGAAUAAAUUGUCUUCCAGCCAGACCCUUUCCCAUAUCGCAGAUCGUUCUAUUCCCUGUUCUAUGUUUAUCAUCACAUUUUACCAACUUUGGACACCCCUGCUUUCCAGGCUCACUGAGCUGAAGUCUCGUGGGAUUGGCUAAUGUCUGGCCUGAUGAUGUUUGACUUUUGGGGCACAUUUUCAAACCUCCAAAUUUGUUGAAAAUGGAGGAUUUUUCCUUGGUACGUCCAGUCUCCAUGGAGACAGCUGGAGGUGUUGGACGCGUGUGCUCAAUGCCGUCCGUCACCGGGCAGGUCGGUGAGGUGAAGGAAUGUGCUUAUUAAAGCCUCGUUAGCGCACGCACACACACACACACACACGCAUACAAACAAUGGCGCUGCUUGAUCUCUCAGCGUUUGCUGUAAUCGCAGUCACUCAGUCUGAUGCUGAUAAUGGCGACGAUGGGAAAUUCCUGUCAGCACUUUGGCAACCUCUGUCUUGGCAGGCUCCGUCAAAUGCGUUACAGCACGCACGCUGUCAUUAAACACUAUUUGGAAUAAAAACACACAAUUAAAACUCACAAGGCGUGUGUGUGUGUCUGUGUGUGUCAGUCUGCGCCUUCCUUGUUAUUUUUGGCGCGUCAUGAAGAGGAAUAAAAAUUGGUGUUUGAGCGGCCAUGAUGAUGCGUUUAUGUGAACACACAAUACGACAUACGAAACCUGUCAGGUCAUCAAGCUCUAACAGGGCACAGGCUUUUGGACUCGUGGUUUAGAAUGAGGCCUAUUAACUUCUUUUUACACUUGUAUGAAUUGUACUUGUACUUGUUAAAAAUUUAAAACAUUGCCUGUACACUUAAUACAGCUUUUAUGAUGGCCACAGUUUGACCCUUGAAAACCUAUUUUUUUUAACAAUCAUUAACAGUGGUUAACUUACUUUUACACUUGUAUGACAGCCAACAAGUGAUUUAAAACAUUGCCUGUACACUAAAAAAGCUUUUAUGAUGGCCACAGUUUGACCCUGGAACAGGCUAUUUCUAUUUCUGUUAUUAUUCAAGAUUCAAGAUUCAAGAUUCAAGAGAGUUUUAUUGUCAUGUGCAUGGUAAAACAGCAGUUAUACCAUGCAAUGAAAAUCUUAUUCUGUUCAUUCUCCCAAGAAAAGAAAGAAAACAAAUGAAAGAAUAAGAACAUAAGAAACAUAAACACAUAAACAUAUAUACCAAUAAAUUAAGCAACAACAACAGACGAGACAUUAAUACAAGUAAAUAAUACAAAUAAAUAAAUAAAUAAAGUGCUAUGAGUGUGUGCGUGUGUUGU